CUCAGGCUAGCCGUCCGAGCCGUCCGCAAAGCCUCAGGCAAUACGGUAGUAGAGCACAGCUUCUUUCCAUAGACUGGCAUCAAGGGGCGAGAGGGGACAAGAAUGGCUACCGCAUCUGCAAGGGGUGUUGUACCGCUGUUUAAUUGACGAGGCAGCCGAGUGACCAACGGAGAAAUCGAGGGAAGGGCUGAGUGGAAGAUGUGGUUGGGCUUUGCCUGAGGUUGCAUUCUGUUCCCUUGGAUUCCUCGUGCUCUGUUCCGCGUUUGUUCAGAGCUGACUCGGGAAGAAACAAGAGGGUGUGCUGGGUGGGAUUCUGGGGAGUGCCAUCAGCUUCCUUAGCAGCUGGGCAAGUCGCAAGGACCCCUGCUUUCAACAGUAUGUUGAAUGAGCAAUCGCAAGCAGUCGGGUGUAGCAGAUUGACCUGGAAUUGUUCCAUAUAUUUUCUCAAGUAGCUGUGCUCUAAUCAUACUGGCCUCACUUGGUCCUUUGGGUGGGGCAGACUGUUGCAUGGUGCAGGCAGAGGCUUCAUUGCUCCUAGCAGCGUAGCUGUUGGGAAAGAAGACGUCCCAGUCAUUGUCCUAGUCAUCAUCCUAGUCAUCAAGAACGUUUGAAGCAAUAGCUGGGCAAAGUGUUGGUUGCAAUUUCGUUAAACAUGAGCGAGGCCCUGUCGGUUCUGCCGCACAGGCAUGACAGUCCCAUCCCCAAAGUGCUCGGGCAGUCUGGCUGAUUGCUCGUCUGCUCGCUUGAAUCCUUCUCGUAAGCCGCAGUCAAGUUGCAGGGUCGCACCCUCUCAUGGCGGAGAUUGAGGAAGCUGAGAUUGAGGCAGAACCAGCGGCAGGGCCGUCUGCACACUGGGAACAUGAUCAUGCUGCAACCAGCGGCGAGGGCCGGAGACUCUGUCCCGUGUGUACGUUUCUCAACGACGAGGAGGGCGAUUCCAUGCAGUGUGGGAUGUGCCACAACUCUUUUUGUGAAGAUCUCUGGGCUAGUGCGAGUGCUGCGGACCUCCAACGAUCGUCGGACAGUGGAAGCAAUGAAAGGAACUGGAGUCUCAGCAGUUAUAUACCUGGACUUGCGCAAGGCCAGAGCCUGAUCAAUGGAGCGGUGUCUGGGGCCCUCACGGGCAUGUUUGCAUUCGUGGGGGCGUGCACCGGGGCGGUUGCUGGGGCACUGGCGGGGAGAGCGACCGACAGCGGUGUCCUUCGGGGGGCGGGGCUGGGCCUCAUAGCGGGGGCGGUGGUCAGCGUAGAGGCGCUAGAGAGGGCCCGGGAGAUGUGGAAGUCGGCGCUGGAACGACUGGGGGUCUCGAUGUCAGCGGGAAACGUGCCCCCUGCAACGAUUGAGUAUAUCGAGGACCUGCUACAAGACCGCUUUGGACGGGGCAUCUCUUUGCGAGGGAAUCGAUGGCAGGUCGAAGUGGACGACAUGAGCUACGAGGAGCUGUACGAAUUCUUUGGCCCGGGCCGCGUGACGUACGGAGCGUCGCCUGCGGCGAUUGCCAGCCUGCCCCUGCACACCAUCGGCGAGCGGGAUCGGCGAGACAGCGUUGGGAACCCAAUUGGCUGCCCAAUCUGUUUACAGGAGCUGUGCGCUGGCGACCGGGCCCGCUCCUUGCCAUUCUGCCGCCACACUUUCCACCAACCCUGUGUGGACACGUGGCUUUCCCAACACGGAAUCUGUCCUGUGUGCCGGCACGACAUACGAGAGUCCUUCUCAAGAUAACAAGCGGCCCAGACCCCUGGUUCUUCAUUAUGCACAGCUACAUAAACAUGCGCUGAACGUGCAUCCGGGUGCAGUGUGUCGAGCUGCCCCGCUCUGUAAAGCUAGCUGAUACGUCUCGGAAUUGUACGGUAAAGCGAGUGACUAGAAUUUUUUGGGGUCCUGGUCGGUAAGCUUGGCGGGCAUACAGAAACGUGGUUCUUCAUUCUAUAGAUGGCUCAAGAGUUCGAGAGCGUGGCCCUGAAGUGGAGGCAGAGUAGAUUUUACCCACUCGAUCACCGCUCAUUCGUCGAAAUGUACACAAGUUAGCCCUCCUAUAUGUAGCUUGAAAGAUCUACAUGCAGUCGCACGCUUAAAGUCAUGAUCAAGGAGGAUGAAAGGUUGUGAAAGACUUGUAGUCCUGGGGCACUUAGGUGUCAAGUAUUGGUCCCGUGAACCAUAUUGACGCUGACAAUGAGAUGUCUGGGAACUAAGUAGCAAUAUUCAUUAAUGUCUGCUGGAGCUUGAUUUGCUGAA
This is a messenger RNA of Klebsormidium nitens, 2235 nucleotides long. Lineage: Eukaryota; Viridiplantae; Streptophyta; Klebsormidiophyceae; Klebsormidiales; Klebsormidiaceae. The record is from the annotation of a GenBank genome assembly.